Molecule: messenger RNA, 1568 nt
Organism: Lagopus muta (rock ptarmigan)
Lineage: Eukaryota; Metazoa; Chordata; Aves; Galliformes; Phasianidae
Gene: MTRFR
Product: mitochondrial translation release factor in rescue
Exons: 3
Coding region: 363-836 (157 amino acids)
Biological process (GO): translational termination
Cellular component (GO): mitochondrion
Molecular function (GO): translation release factor activity
Source: RefSeq, a predicted model, not a curated record
AUUGGUUGUGGUGAUUGCCAAUUAGCGGGGUGGCAUCCCCGCCUCCAAGUGCCGCGCAUGUGCAGAUGUGACGGAAAGUGCGCGUAGGGCCGUGUGCGCAGGGAAACGCGCAUGCGCAGUAUGGCGCUCGGCCCGGGGCCCUGAGGUAAGCGGCGGGGCUGCGUGGGGGUUCGUGCUGCCGCCUCCGCUCGGGUCGAUGCGGGACAGCGCCUCUGGUUCUCUUGCAGCUGCAGCCUCAGCGACGGAAGAAAAAAAUCACCUUCUAGUGCCACCAAGCAGACACGCUUACUUGCAGAUGUAAGCUUCCGCGUUGGUUUCCCCAUCUGUGCUUUAACUUCCAUCGCAGAGAAGCUCCUUUCUGUAUGAGCGUUCCGAACUCGUUCGCCUUCGCGUUCGUUCUGGCGGCACGCAGCGCAGCCCUAUGGAGGACGCAGCGGCUGUCCCUGAGCCGGGGGCCCUCGCCGUGGGCAGCCGGGAAGAGGAGCUCCUUGCAGCUGGUGCCGCUCACCGAGGCGGAGCUGAAGGAGCAGUUUGUGAGGGGCGAUGGCCCAGGAGGGCAGGCCACUAACAAGACCAGCAACUGUGUUGUCCUGAAGCACGUUCCGUCAGGGAUUGUGGUGAAGUGCCAUCAAACAAGAUCAGUGGAGAAGAACCGAAAGAUAGCCAGAGAAAUCCUGCAGGAAAAGGUUGACCUCUUCUACAAGGGUGAAGAAAGUGAUGUUUAUAAAGAGAAGAAGGCAUCAGAGAAGAAGAAGCAGGAGAAAAAAAGAAGAGCAAAAGAAAACCUAGAACGGAAAAAGCAGUUUAAAGAGAUGCUACAAUUGGACAGGAAAUAAACAUGAAAUACUGACUGGCUCUGCAGAACCCUCACAGGCUGCUAACUGCGUUCUGACCUUCGAUAACAAAGGCAAACAGCUUCAAGAAGCCAAGCUGUCUGUGUAUUUUGAAAGCAAGGUAGACUACUAGCAACAAUACCAUCCUCUGACAGAAGUCGACUGCAGCAGGACUGUACCUUCAAUGAAAACAGACCAACAGUUUGCAGGCCUGUUCCCUUCUUCCUGAAUGUGAGCCUCCUGCAUGAAGGUUAAAUCUUUGCUUUUCAUACCAGAUGUGUGAAUCUGAACAAAGUGACUGUAGAUACUUUUAAUACAAACUGUUAAUGAAAAUAAGCUUUAUUACAUCAAGUAAUAAAUACAUAAAAAGAUGCAAAUAAGUUUUAGUAAUUUAUCCAGAAUUUUCUUUUUUUUUUUUUUUUGCAAACUUAAAACUGAAAUCUCCAGCCUUAAUGUAGAAAUUAGCUUUCCAGAACCUUGUUAUUAUUUAAUAGGCUUCCCUAUUUUCCAUAUAAUUCAUGCACUUUAAAAGGACUUCAAAGCACUAUUAGUCAUGCAAGUGUUUAUGCAAAAUGAACAAAAAAGGAAAAGUAAGAGGAGAAGGUUAUUAUUUUUAAGCAGGGUCUAUGCUGUAUGGCAAAUUGUGGCAUAGCAGACUACUAAGUACAGCAUGCUAUUCUGCAUUUAUUUAAUAAAAAAAAAAAGUCCUUACAGCUUAUGUCAAACUUUGAAAGA